CUCUCGUUAUCAUGGGAAAGCCUGUAUGCUCUCUUACUAGUGGAUUUACUCUUGAGCAACGCUAGAUCCAUGUAGGGAGGUCGGACAGAGGUGCAGUUGAGAGGAUCAGGAUGCGAGAUUGAGUCUUGGGCUUUUUCGUACAAACAGAGUUAUGGUGGGCAUGUCACUGCGUAGCGGCAUGCGCCUACCUGUGGGAGAGACUCCCCCGCUGGGGGAGGAGAACGUGUCACCAAACGAAGGAGGCGAAGAACAGCGAGGGGAAUCGUCCGAGGAUAAGCGCGAAUCUCCGCGCGAGAAGGCUGGCGAAGGAGCGCAAGAGUGGGACGAGGAGAUUUGUGGCUCUAGCAGUUUCGCCAUGCGAGCAGAUCGCCAUCCGGGAGAAGGAAUCCCAUCGGCGGGAAGAGGAGGAAUCCCUUCGGGCAUCGCGGAGCGCAGCAGAGGGGUCUCGGACUCGAGGGCAGCCGGAUCCGCAGAGGUCGCCACAUCUGCGCGCUUAAGCGAGAUGGGUGGCGGAGGUGCCAUCGGGGGGAGAGGCGCGUCCGUGGGAGGGCCGUCAAGGCGGUCCUUGUGGGAGGAGGGGACGAGAUAUUGCUACACCAGCCUUCCGAAAGUGGAGGUUCCAGCUCGCUUUACGGGCGACCAGGAGAUUGGGACGCGGCUUAAGGCGUAUGUGAUGCACAUCCACUGCGAGAAGUUCUGCUGGGAGCAAGAUGGAUUGGACUUAAGGCACUUCUUUCGCUCCCUGGGGAACACGCUGGCCGGAGACGUGGAGGCGUUCUUACUGGAAGUGCGCGAUCUGCUGCUGCAGGAAGAGGAGCGGGAUGCUUUGGGCCGGGUUUGCUGCGAUGAGGAGGGAUGGAUCUUGAUGCUAAGAGAUCCGACGGAGAGGUUCCUCGCCGAGCUGCAGGUCCAUUUCCCCACGCAGACGCGGCGCGGCUAAGAGAGUUUGAGCAGCUGCGGAGGGCCUCAAGAGAGUCACUGCUAGCGUAUUACCGGCGGGUGGAUCAGCUGGCUGACGUCAUCAGCUGCAACGAGCCACGGAUAGUGGUGGCGAAGUUCCUAGAUGGGCUGUCGAGAGAUCUGGUGGGGACGGUGCGAGACCACACGUACAACCUACGGCCGAACGCCACGCUUCGUCAGGCGUAUGCGAUAGCAUGGCGGAAUGAGCAGUCCCUGAGCAUGUAUGACCUCGGGAAGAGGGCAGAACGGACCAUGCCCCACGAGCGUGAUCGCAGGGGAGUAAGCUGGGGUGGAGCCAUGAUGGCAGACAGCGAAGGAGAUGAGGAAGGAGGGCUGGAAGGCAGGAAUCAGAGGGGACGGGCGAGGAGGGCAAAAAGUGCGACUCCGCCCCCGGGUGAAGAGCCUGUGUGCUAUAAGUGCAGGGAGCCCGGGCACUUCAAACGAGACUGCCCCAAGUUGCAAUCCUGUACAUAUUGCCAGCGAAAGGGGCAUGCGGCCGACGACUGCUACACGAAGCAGAGAGAGGAACGGAGCCGUGGGGGCAGACGCAGUCGCAUAGAAGCACUGGAAGAAGAGCUCAGGAAGCUCAAGGGGGAGGCGGAGGGCAGCGAGGAAGAGGAGGACUAGGGAGCACUAAUGGCUUGAACAGACCAAGAGGAUAAGGGGGAGCUGCCAGAGCCCUUCUUCAUGGCCUCGGGGAGAGAUCGAGACCGAGAAGACCUGGGGCUGCGCAUCGGGGGCAGAGAUGGACGCCGAGAUAUGCAACAGGGGCACAGAGGGCCGAGGAUGGAGCCCUCCCCAGCGGUGCAGCGUGCAGCGGAAGCUGUAGCGGAGGCAGUGGCACGUGCAGGGGGCAGCCAUGGGCCACGCAUGCA
Messenger RNA from Closterium sp. NIES-67, 1835 nucleotides. The record is from the annotation of a GenBank genome assembly. Lineage: Eukaryota; Viridiplantae; Streptophyta; Zygnematophyceae; Desmidiales; Closteriaceae.